Molecule: messenger RNA, 495 nt
Organism: Ostertagia ostertagi
Lineage: Eukaryota; Metazoa; Nematoda; Chromadorea; Rhabditida; Trichostrongylidae
Source: the annotation of a GenBank genome assembly
AUGGACGAGAACAGGACCACCGACGACCCUACUCGUACAAUUCGUUCUUUCGACAGUAUGGUACGACCUCGCUGUACACACCACCUCAACUCACACCAGGAAAGUCGUCCGAUAACCACUAGACGAGGGUACUCCGGCUAUGCCUAUUUAGCUAGUGAAACGAACUACGAUAUUGCCAGUCAACCGAGAAGCCUUAAAAAUUACAUGUACACACGGACAUACUUAGGAACUGCUUCCGCUCCAUCCUAUUGGUCCUACUACGGUAACAGUAGUCUGCGUCACUUCAACAGUUAUCGUCCACACAACUACACACCAUCAACCGCCUCAUGGUCACGUUAUACUUCUGAGCAGCUUCUCUUCUUUGACCUCUCUCCCCCUCACAUCAAAAGCUAUUUCGCCGCGCUUCUCGAUAUCUUUAGCGGAACUCUGUUCUCUGACCAUCAUCCGACAAAGUCGUUGUGCACACCUACUGCCCCAUCUAGGAAAAAUGCUUGA